UUCAAGAUUCUCCAUUUCUACAAAAACCUGCAAAAUGGCUCCCAGUUUCGAUGCAGCCAACGGAACCUCCCUAUUCGAAUUCGUCGUCCAAAGUGGAAACGGUGUCAAAGGCCUAGUUGAUUCCGGCAUAUCCUCUGUUCCUGACCGAUACAUACAGCCGGUUUGCGAGCGCAUUUCCCUUAACAAAGUAAACGUAGCCAAUUCUCUUCCAGGCCCGAUUGACUUAUCGGGCCUAAAUGGACCAGACCACGACGCCAUAGCUAGAGCCAUCGUAGAAGCGGCGGAGACAGUCGGGUUCUUCCAGGUCGUGAACCAUGGCAUUCCCUUGAAGGUGUUGGAAUUGGCAAAAGAGACUGCCCAUGGGUUCUUUAAUCAAAAGCCCGAAAAAAAGGCGGUUUAUUUAAACGGGGCGAGUUCAAGCCCGCUUGUGAAAUAUGGGACUAGCUUCGCCCCGAAAAAUGAGAGGGCUUUGGAGUGGAAGGAUUAUCUAAGCAUGACUUAUACAAAUGAUCACGAGGCUCUUCAACAUUGGCCUAACGAGUGCAAGGAGGUGGCUUUGGAGUAUUUGAAGGGAUCGACUGAAAUGGUGAGGAAAAUAAUUGAAGUGUUAAUGGGACAACUCGGGGUUGCGAAAAGAGUAGAUUGGUUAAUGGGAAAUAGGAUGGUGAACAUGAAUUUUUAUCCGGCGUGCCCAAAUCCGGAGUUGACGGUGGGAGUGGGGCGUCAUUCGGAUAUGGGCACGUUAACCGUGCUUUUGCAAGAUGGCAUUGGUGGUUUGUAUGUGAAUUUAGGAGAAGGUAACCACAAUGAGAAGCGAUGGGUGGAAGUUCCACCUGUCGAUGGAGCUCUAGUCAUCAAUGUUGGCGACGUUUUAGAGAUAUUGAGUAAUGGAAGAUACAAGAGUGCGGAGCAUAGGGUAAGGACGACAAACAAAGAAUGUAGAGUAUCGGUGCCGGUUUUUGUGAUGCCAUUGGCAACUGAGAAUAUCGAACCACUAGAAGAAAUUGUGGAAAAAGAUGGAGUUGCACGUUAUAAGAAGGUUUUAUACGGAGAUUAUACCAAGAACUUCUUCAAAAAUGCACAUGCCGGAAAAAAUUCACUUGAUUUUGCGAGACUAAUUUAG
Impatiens glandulifera is the source of this 1123-nucleotide messenger RNA. RefSeq names its product scopoletin 8-hydroxylase-like. The record is from RefSeq and is a predicted model, not a curated record. The transcript has 4 exons. The coding region runs from base 35 to 1123 and encodes 362 amino acids. Lineage: Eukaryota; Viridiplantae; Streptophyta; Magnoliopsida; Ericales; Balsaminaceae.